GCGGGGCCGGCGGCGCCGGCCAAGAUGGCGGACGGGGCGCUGAGCCCCGGCGUGAACCUGGAGGCGUUUUCCCAGGCCAUCGCCGCCAUCCAGGCGCUGCGCUCCAGCGUCACCAGGGUCUUCGACUGCCUCAAGGAUGGGAUGCGCAACAAGGAGACCCUGGAGGGCCGCGAGAAGGGCUUCGUGGCCGCCUUCCAGGAGAGCCUGCACUCCGUCAGCCGCGACCUGGGGGAGCUGGAGCGUCUGAGCAACCUCGUUGGGAAGCCCUCAGAGAACCACCCCCUGCACAACAGUGGGCUCCUGAGCCUUGACCCUGUGCAGGACAAAACCCCCCUCUACAGCCAGCUCCUCCAGGCCUACAAAUGGUCAAACAAGUUGCAGUACCAUGCUGGGCUGGCAUCUGGCCUUUUGAAUCAGCAGUCUCUGAAACGUUCGGCCAACCAGAUGGGAGUCUCUGCAAAGCGCAGACCAAAAGCCCAGCCAACAACUCUUGUCCUGCCUCCUCAGUACGUUGAUGAUGUGAUCAGUCGGAUUGACAGGAUGUUCCCUGAAAUGUCCAUCCAGCUCUCCCGGCCAAAUGGAACCUCUGCAAUGCUUCUGGUGACCUUGGGCAAGGUGCUGAAGGUGAUCGUGGUGAUGCGGAGCCUCUUCAUCGACCGCACCAUCGUCAAGGGCUACAGCGAGAACGUCUACACUGAGGAUGGCAAGGCAAUCAUAUUUAUAAGGCUUUCCUGUUUCAUCUUCCCCAACACCCUUUGCCCAGGAUUUUUCUCCUGGGAAGCUGAGAAGCCUCAGAGAAAAAGGACAACAAAUUCUUACCUCAUUUUGCUUCUCCGGUGUUGUGCUCACAUGUGGAAUGUGUUUGGAGAUUGUUUGCCACAGGUGAUUGUUUUGUUGGUUUCUGCUGUGGGUUGUUUUUACUCUUUGGCAAAUCAGUGCCAAGCUGUAUUGGGACUCAGGAGAGAGUCACAAGUUUUUAUUAUUAUCUUUUUAGCAUUGUGAAAGUAUCCUUUCUAAAGUAUUCUUUAGUAUAGUUUAGUAUAGCAUUCUUUAAUAUAAUAUAGUAUCAUAAAAUAAUAAAUUAGCCUUCUGAGAACAUGGAGUGAGAUUCAUCAUUCCUGCCACGAGGGGCUCUGCAAAUACAAUAGGUCACAGCCUCUCCAGCAGCACUGCACUUCAUUUCCAUCUGUUUUCGUGGCAGAAAACUGGGAUCCCACUGCAGGCACACUGGAAAUGCAAAACUGGCACAAGACUCGGAAUGUUUGCAGAAUGUUCCAGUUUAAAUCUGCCUUGUUUUGCUUGGGUUUUGCAUCCCCAAAUCUCUGAGUUCUUUCUAAGCUCUGAAGCCUUUGCUUGAAUUUCUGAUUUAUCACCUUAGACCCCAGUUGCUGUGUUCCUAGUGUCUGCUGAGAAAACAUUUUUGCAGUGUACCAGCACAUCAAGAGCCCAAGGUUCAGCUUUCACUCUUCUGAGAGCCAUUGAGAAACCUUGGCUGUUUUUUUGGCUUGAUAAACACAACAGAGAGGAUCAUUGGUAGUUGCUCCUCAAGAAUUUGCUUGCCAGCAGCAGCACAUCUUGAACAGCAGCUACUACAGCAAGUGUUACCUGUUUCCACAAGUGAUUUAUUUUGUGAACAGCUCACCCUGCUUGAACCCUGUGCCUGCACACUCUCCAUAUGGCUCUCCUCAGCACAUCAGGAGAUGUUAACAGGACCUGAUGGCCUUAGCUCAGCUCGGGUCUCUUUCCAGGCUGGAAGGGUCUCAGUUCCUGAGACAGCCACCAGGACUCUCCAUUCCAGUAACAGCACUAAAUACCUCCAUGUUUCACACUGUCUCUCUGGAGCUUUCUCUUCUGCUUAUGAAGCCUAUUAAAAUAAGAAGUUCAUUAUAUCAAGAUGAAUAUUUGGCACCCAUAGGCCAUGUUAUAAUGAGGUGAGAUUUCCUUUCCUUUCAGAAGUGAUAACUGUGUUUCAGCACACAGAAGCACGUUGUGUGCUGACCCAGAGUUCAGCAGCUCUGAGUCUGAACCUCUGUUCUCUGGGAAAGGCCAGGAGCUGAGCUGCUGAAGGAAAUAGUGCAGCUCCAUUUCCCAGGUGAGACAUUCUUCCUCAAAGGGCGGAGGAUUGGCCUAAGAAGUAGUAAAAUAAAAAUUGCUUCAUUUUAAUUUGCCUUUUUCAGAUAGGCAGGUUUAAAUACCAGUUUGCCGCAGAAGCAGCUGCUCUCUAGUCCCUGUAUAUUUGCAUAUAAAUUCAGAGCUCCUGCAGCAGCCCCUCUUCACCCCAAGUUCUGCAUGGAAGUGAAAUGAUGGUCUGCUGAGAGAGCACUGACAGUGUGUGAUGGAUUCCCAUGUCACACUUCAUUUGGGUGUGCUCGUUUUCUCUGAUGAAUCCAGUUUCCUUUGAAGCUCCCUUGAAAUACAAUAAUGCUAUAUAUGCUGAAAAGCUAAGUAAGGAGUUCCUUUCUGAAACUCAGCAUCUGGCACUGGGAUUCUGUUCAGCUCAAGGUGAACUCUCCUGGGAGCUGCACAUUGUUCCUCUGCCAUCGUUUGCUGCCAGGGGACAGCAGGCCUUGCCAAGGCCAGCUCUGGGCACGGGGCACUAACCUUUGCCUGCUGUCAGUGGGGAGCAGUUCUGCUCCUCCAGAGCAUUGCUGUUAACACCUGGCUUAUUUCUUGCUUUAAGCCAGUCUGCAGGGGAGUCUGUUCUCUGCUCAUUUAGCUUUGUGUCCAACCCUGGGCUGUGUGACUGCUCCUGCAAGGCUGCACCAACCUGUGACCUUUACGUGGCACUUUGCUAUUCCAGUGGGCAUCCCAGAGAUUUUGCAGACCUGAAGGUCUCUGUUUUAGGUAUAAAUAGGAACAUUUCAUUUGACUGAAGUAGAACUGGAGUUGGAGCCACUUAAAUCAUGAGCAAAUUUGGCUUGGAAGAUUAAAUAAAUGCGUAGUUUGCUAGUUUUGCCAACUGGAGCACAUAUUGACAAACAGUGAGCUCCUUUUUUUUUUUUUGUCACUAAUUAACUACUCUGGUAAUUGGAGAAUAAGAAUUAAGAUUGUGCUCUCACAGUGAUUUGCUUUCCUUAUUGUGCCUGCUGGGAAUGAGCGAUUGCAGUCAGUUAGGAAGAGAGUCCAUUGCAAUUCCUUCCCUGUCACAACAGAUGCUGUUGGGAAGGUACUUCAGUCAGGCUUCUACACCAUUCUGGCUUCUCAGUUGCUAGCCUGAUAGCAUGAAAAAUGCACCAGCAUUAAGGAGACACACACAAAAAAAGUAAGAAAAAGAUCAGUGAGUAUCAUCCUUAUUAAAUAACAGAAAUAUGGAGAACCCUCAGGAACACAGUAGGCGGUGAUAAUUUUUCCAGGGAGCAGUUUACACAGUCAUUGUUGAUUUGGGACUUAGCUUAUGUAUUCCUAGGAAACAUUUAAUAUUUGUAAACAACAGGGAGAUGAGGAAUUAGGUGCUAACAUGCAAUAUGGCAAUGCUGAAGUGCCUCUUUUCUGUAAGGCAA
This is a messenger RNA of Haemorhous mexicanus (house finch), 3500 nucleotides long. It is a transcript of the gene MED27, whose product is annotated as mediator complex subunit 27. Bases 25 to 1002 code for a protein of 325 amino acids. Gene Ontology annotation, biological process: regulation of transcription by RNA polymerase II. Gene Ontology annotation, cellular component: mediator complex. NCBI's taxonomy places the organism in Eukaryota, Metazoa, Chordata, Aves, Passeriformes, Fringillidae. Gene Ontology annotation, molecular function: transcription coactivator activity. The transcript has 6 exons. The record is from RefSeq and is a predicted model, not a curated record.